AUGGGCCGAGGAGAUGCUGGGUCCCAAGGGAAGAAGGAGGAAGCUGUAAUCUUACUGCGGGACUCCAUUAAGUACGGCCCAGAGUUCGCAGAUGCUUACUCAAGCCUGGCCUCGCUGCUAGCUGAACAGGAACGGCUUAAGGAAGCGGAGGAGGUCUAUAAGGCUGGCAUAGAGAAUUGUCCAGAGAGCUCUGAUCUGCAUAACAACUACGGUGUUUUCUUGGUUGAUACCGGAGCUCCCGAGAGAGCCGUGUCCCACUACAGGCAGGCCAUCAACCUGAGCCCCGCUCACCACGUGGCCAUGGUGAACCUGGGCAGGCUUCACCGCUCCCUGGGGCAGAACAAAGAGGCCGAAGUGUGGUACAAGCGGGCACUGAAGGUAUCUCGGAAGGCUGAAAUCCUGUCCCCACUGGGGGCUCUGUAUUACAACACGGGGCGGUAUGAAGAAGCGUUGCAGGUUUACAGAGAAGCAGCAUCACUGCAGCCUUCAAACAAAGAGAUCCGACUGGCGCUGGCUCAGGUUUUAGCAAUGAUGGGGCGGACGAAGGAAGCUGAAAAGAUGACGAACCAUAUACUCCACGAGGAUGUGGAGUGUCUGGAGUGCUACCGCCUUCUGUCAGCCAUCUACAGCAAGCAGGAGCACUACGCCAAGGCACUUGAAACUAUAGAAAAAGCUCUUCAGCUAAAACCAAAGGAUCCGAAAGUCAUAUCAGAGCUCUUUUUCACUAAAGGAAACCAGCUAAGAGAACAGAAUCUCCUUGACAAGGCUUUUGAGAGCUAUAAACGGGCUGUGGAGCUCAACCCAGACCAAGCGCAGGCCUGGAUGAAUAUGGGAGGCAUUGAGCACAUCAAGGGGAGCUAUGUCACUGCCCGUGGCUACUAUGAGAAAGCCUUACAGCUGGUUCCAAACAGCAAGUUGCUGAAGGAGAAUCUGGCCAAACUGGAUCGCUUGGAGAAACGGUUUCAGGAAGUCCAGGAGAAAGACCAAACAUAGCAUUCAGUCACCAGUGGAAAGAAACUCAUGCCCCUUGGAGAAGAGUAUGGUGGAAGCCUAUUGCUUGAAGUGAUGCUGAAGGAACUUUGAUAGGACUCAGAAUUAUGGAAGGCAAAUUCUGAAUGCAUGCUUAUGUUUGACCAAAGUUACAGGAGACACUUGCUCCUGUGGGACAUGCUGGAGAAUGAAUGAAAACCUUCCUUUAAUCAAGAUUUAUGUUUAGGCUGAACCUGAUUUAAUCACACUGGGAGUGUGGGUGGGACCUAUACCUUCAAUGUCUUGGUUAUCACUGGGGAAACCAUGGAGACAAAGUACUCCCCCAUUGCAGCGGGAUUGAAGUAGCACCUCCUGUUACUCAACACAGGCUCACCUCGUCCAUGUAAAGUACCACUGAUGGGCUUCAUUGCAAGUGCUGGCAGGUCCUUCUGAGCCAGGAAAGAUGGUCAUAAUGGUCACAUAAAAAGGUUUCAAGGGGUUAAUGCUGAGGAAAUGGUGGCCACUUUUACAGCUCUAAAUAUGACUUGAAAAUUAUUUUAGAGAAAGGGAAAAUGAUAUCUGAAUAUCACCCUAACAGGAUGAUUCUACAAGUAGGACAAAUGAUCCUUUGAGGGAAAACCUCACCUGAAUGUUUUACUCAUAAGAUAGUAAUUUUGUAGUAAUUCAGGUUCAUGAUGCCAGUAUUGUCAAACAUCAUAUGGCUUUACCCUUUGCCCUCUCUCUCCAGGCCGAAGAAUUAUUAUUCCAUUUUCAAAAAAAUGGAAGCAUCCAAAGGUAAUGGGAAGCUCUAGGAUUACUUGUCCUCCUGUCCAGUCCCCAG
Molecule: messenger RNA, 1810 nt
Organism: Fulmarus glacialis (Northern fulmar)
Lineage: Eukaryota; Metazoa; Chordata; Aves; Procellariiformes; Procellariidae
Gene: TMTC1
Product: transmembrane and tetratricopeptide repeat containing 1
Exons: 9
Coding region: 1-993 (330 amino acids)
Biological process (GO): protein O-linked glycosylation via mannose
Molecular function (GO): mannosyltransferase activity; protein binding
Source: RefSeq, a predicted model, not a curated record